Molecule: messenger RNA, 1299 nt
Organism: Equus caballus (horse)
Lineage: Eukaryota; Metazoa; Chordata; Mammalia; Perissodactyla; Equidae
Source: RefSeq, a predicted model, not a curated record
AUGGAGAGAGAAGGCCCUUGUUCUUACCUCUUACUACCCUUGGUUUCUACCUACCAUCUGACAUGGUACUUCACCACCUGGGCCCAGUACCCGCCAGGCCUGCGACGCUUCAAGCCUGACGACCUCAACUCCUGCCUCCGUACUCACCUGAUCUAUGCCUUUGUUGGAAUGGGGAACAAUGAGAUCACUACCACUGAAUGGAAUGCUGUGAGUCUCUACCAAGCUUUCAAUGGCCUGAAAAACAAAAACAGCCAGCUGAAAACUCUCCUGGCCAUUGGAGGCUGGAACUUUGCAACUGCCCCGGAAGUCCUCAAGUCCUUGGUGGGAGAGAAAUGCAUGAAGCAGGAGACCAAGCAGAUCAACAAGCCUAGGCUGAUGGUGACCGCUGCAGUAGCUCCUGGCAUCUCCAACAUCCAGUCUUGCUAUGAGAUUCCCCAGUUGUCCCCGUACCUGGACUAUAUCCAUGUCAUGACUUAUGACCUCCACAGCUCCUAGGAGGGCUACACUGGAGAGAACAGCCCCCUCUACACAUACUCAACUGACACUGGCAGCAACACCUACCUCAGUGUGGAUUAGGUCAGGAACUACUGGAAGGACAAUGGAGCCCCAGCUGAGAAGCUCAUCAUUGCAUUCCCAGCCCACGGACACGCCUUCAACCUGAAACCUUCCAACACUGGCACUGGCACCCCUACCUCUGGCGCUGGUUCUGCUGGACCCUACACCAGGUAGGCUGGGUUCUGGGCCUACUAUGAGAUCUGCACCUUCCUGAAAAAUGGAGCCACUCAGGUAUGGGAUACCCCUCAGGAUGUGCCCUCUGCCUCUCAGGGCAAUGAGAGGGUUGGUUAUGACAACGUCAGGAGCUUCAGUAUCAAAACUCAAUGGCUUAAGCAGAACAGUUUCGGAAGUGCCAUGAUCUGGGCUGUUGACCUGGAUGACUUCAUUGACACUUUCUACAACCAGGAAAAGUCCCCCCUCACUGCCCUUGGCCUGCAGAGCACAAGUUGCACCACCCCUGCUCAGUCCACGGAGCCAGUAACUCCUGUUCCCAGCAGCAGGAGCGGAAGUGGGAGAGAGACCGGGAGCAGCGGUUCUGGAGGCAGCUCUGGCGGCAAUGGAUUCUGUGCCAGCAAAGCUGAUGGUCUCUAUCCUGUGGCAUAAAAGAGAAAUGCCUCCUGGCACUGCCUGAAAGGAAUCAUAUACCAGCAGAACUGAUAGGCCAGGCUUGUCUUUGACACAAUCUGUUUUAUCGUUGCAACUGGGCACAAACCUGACCCGUGUCUCAAUUCCCAUGGGUUCUGA